Molecule: messenger RNA, 4861 nt
Organism: Schistosoma intercalatum
Lineage: Eukaryota; Metazoa; Platyhelminthes; Trematoda; Strigeidida; Schistosomatidae
Source: the annotation of a GenBank genome assembly
AAGUAGAUAAGCGUAGGUGUAUAAGUUCUAUCAAAGCCAACUCAUUGUGACAUUGUUAUUCUCCUUAGUAAGUGUUUUCAGUGUAACAGUAUAGUGUCAAGUUUUGGAUUUUAUUCCUUAUCACUAGAAUCCAUUACAGUUAUAAACGAAGAUUAAAAGACGUUUGUUUCAUUGCAUGUAAAUGGAUUGUUUAUUUUUUUCGUAUACGCUAAACAAAAUGUUUCUUUUAAACAGUUGCUAAGGUAAACUUAAGAAUUUUCAAAUUAUAUUUUCACCGCAAUUUUCUUUUUGGCUAAAACAAGUAAAUGAAUGGUGAACAGUGUAUAUUGACAACUGAUCUUUCAAAUGAUAAUAAUAAUCAUAAUCAUAAUGAUGAUGAUGAUAUGAAAGGAUCUAAUCCAAUUAAUUGUAGUCUUACAAAAAGAAUCAAUUCAACAACUGAUAUUGAUAUAAAUCCAGUAAAUUAUUCAACUUAUCAAUCAGAUCCAUUAAAUUUUCUUUAUUUCAAUGAUAAUAUAACAUGGUAUCCAAAUAUAUCAUCAUCAACUUAUUGUACACAAUCAUCAACAUUAUCCACAUUAACAUUAACAUCAUGUUCAUCAUUAACAAUUCCAUCUUCAUGUAUUAUGAAUACAACAGUAUCGAAUGGUAUAAUACAUUUUGAUAAACAAGCAUAUCAUUCUUCUUCAUCUUCACCAAUUUGGUAUCAUAAUAAUACUAAUAAUUUAACAACAAAUGAAUUAUGGUCAAAUAUUGGAGAAUAUAGUGAUAUAGUUGAUAAGAUAAAUUUACAAUCUGAUGAAUCUUCACAUCAACAUCAUCAUCAUCAACAACAACAACAACAACAUCCACAAGAACAGCAACAACAACAUCAGUUGGAUACUAAUCAAUCUCAACAUAAAUCGAUUGAUAAAAAAAUUGAUUUUAUUCAAUCAUAUGAUAAUCCUCUUAGUUUAAUUGAAACAUUAUCACCAUUAACUUUAUCUACAAUAACAUCGAAAGUAACAUUGAAUACAAAUGAGAAAAAUGAUCCAAAUCAAAUUCAACGUUAUUUUACAGAAACUUUAAAUAAUCCAAUUAUAUCGAUUGAUGAAACAUUAAAUCAAUCUAUGAAUACGAUUACUACAAGUAAUAUUAGUAGUAGUAUUAGUAGUAUCAGUAGUAGUAAUAGUAAAUUAUGUCAAGAUCAUGAGUAUUCAGUAUGUUUAUCAGAGAAUUUAACAUUUUUACCAACAUAUUCAACGAAAUUAUUUAAUGAUUCACAAUUAUGUACAGAAUAUUUCAAUUCAGAAAUUCAUCCUCCUCCUCCUCAUCAUCAUCAUCAUCAACAUGAUCAUCCUCAUCAUCAUUUCCCUUAUAAUCAACAUCAUUAUACACAAUUUCAACAACAAUAUCGUACAUCAUCAACUACAGAUUAUAUACAAUUAAAUCCUAGUGAACAAUCACAUCAGUUACAAAAUAAUCAAAAUGAAAUAAAUUUAAAAAAGCAGAUUAUGUCAUCAUUAUCAAUUACAUCAUCACCAUCAUCUUCAUCUUCAGCAUCAUCAUCGUCAUCAGCAUCAACAUCAUCGAGAGGAUCUAAUGUUCCAUUACCAGUACCAGCUAUGAUAUAUCAACAUCAACAACAAUUACAACAAUUAAAUAAUCAUUCAAAUUUUUUACAAAAUUCAUCAAAUUUAUCUAAACAAUCAUGUCAUCCAAAACCACCAUAUUCAUAUAUUAGUUUAAUUACUAUGGCAAUACAAAAUUCAACAACACAUAUGUGUACAUUAUCAGAAAUUUAUCAAUUUAUUAUUGAUUUAUUUCCAUAUUAUCGACAAAAUCAACAAAGAUGGCAAAAUUCAAUAAGACAUUCAUUAUCAUUUAAUGAUUGUUUUGUUAAAGUAUCACGUAGUCCAGAUAAACCAGGUAAAGGUUCAUAUUGGACAUUACAUCCAGAUUCUGGGAAUAUGUUUGAAAAUGGUUGUUAUUUAAGAAGACAAAAACGUUUUAAAGAUCCAAAACGUGAAAUAAGUCAUCGUACUCAACGAAAUAAUAAUAAUAAUAAUAGUGCUAGUAAUACUAUUAAUGUUAUCACAUCUUCGACAAUAUCAACUGACAAUAGAAAUACAAUAGAUGUUAAUUCCACUAGUGAAAAUACUAUUUUACAUUCAACCAAUGAUCUUUUAAUAUUACCAACUGGUAUAAAACGUACAUAUUCAAAAACAGAUUGUAAUCCGUUAUUGAAUGUCGGACUCAAUGAUCAUAUAUUGUAUAAUAGGAUGAAACCAUUUCCUAUUGGUAUUACACCAGAUGCUAGUGAAGUGUAUGAUGAAGUAAAUGACGUAGAUGAUAAUGACGAUGGCGGAGAUGGAGAUGACGAUGAUGAUGACAGUGAUGGUGAUGAUAAUGAUGAUGUUGGUGCUAACUUAGAGGAUGAAGAAAUCAAUGAAGAAGAAUAUGAUGAUGGUGGCUAUGGUGAUAACGAAGGAGCCCAGCAACAACGACAACAACAACAACAACAGCAAAAUGAUCUCAGUAGAACAACUAACAGCAAAGAUAACAAUUUUAUUGGAUCUGAUUUAAUGAGUAAUAAACAAAUGGAUCAUUCAAUGAUCGAACAACAACACCAAUAUUACAAGUCUCAACAACAACAUCAUCACAAUCAGCAAUCGACCUCACCAAAAUCUAGACAGCAUGUAAAACAUAAUGAAACUAAGAUUACAACUGAUAUAAUUGAAGAUAUUCAUGAGAAAUCAACAAAUAGAUUUAAAUCAUCACAAUUAUUUCUUUUAAGUCCUUAUGAUAGUCGAGAUUCAACAAGAUACAUUACAGAUAUCAUUUAUCCAGAAAGUAAUUAUGAGCAGGUGAAUCAUUUUGUUAAUUAUAAACUUCAUCAACCAUUUCAUAAUCAUCAUCAUCUUCAUUCUAUUCAACAAUUUGAUAAUAAUUCAAAUAAAAUUAAUUUUAAUAAACAACAAUUAUUUACUUGUACAACGACUACUACUACUACUACUACUAAUAGUAGUACUACUUGUACUAGUCAAAUCAGUAGUAUACAUACAAAUAUGUUAGAUUUAUAUAAUCGUGUUACGAAUUCACCAUCAGUAUACACUAGAAACAAUUCAUUAGUUGAAUAUUCAACAAAUGAAUUACGUAAUAGUCAAUUGGAUCAACAAUUUCCAUUGAAUUCAUUUCAUUUAUCACAACCUUUGCCAGUUACAUUACAUCAUAAUUCACAAGUAAACUUACCAACUGAAUUAUAUUAUGAUGAUAAUAUUGAUUUUAGUAUACGUCGGUAUAAUACAAUGAAUAAUCCAAUUAAAUGUACAAAUAUUACAAAUAUAUUAAAUAAUAAUUCGAUUACUACUGUCUCUAUGAAUACUACUACAACUACCACUACUACUACUACUACUGCUAAUGCUACUAAUAGUAGUACUAAACCUACCAAUAAUGAUAAUUAUCAUGAAGUCAUUAUGAAUAAUUUAACUUUGAUGCCAACAGUAGGAAAAUAUUAUACUAUGAAUCAUAAUUGUCAACAAGGUGAAAAACAGUUUGAAUUAGAACAUGAAUAUCAUACACAACAACAAUAUCAUUACAAUGAAUAUGCGAAUAUUCAACAAUCCAUGUUAAUAAAAUCAAAUGCUACAAUAACACCAUCUAUGACAACGUUGACGACAACGACAACGGCAGCAACAUUACCAACAUCAACAAUAAUAUCACCAUAUUUAAGUCAUAACUAUGAACAUAUAUCAUUGACUGAUGAAAGUCCAUAUAUUUCAUGUAGUGAAGUAUCGUUUACUAACUCAUUGAAUGUACAUAAUUUAUCUAACAUAAUUAAUGUUUCACAUGUAGUAACACCAUCGGUUUCAUUAUCACCAAUGUCAUCUUCGUAUAUGCCAUCUUCUUUAACCUACUCUAUGUCAUCAUCAUCAUCAUUGUUAAAUAUUCCAACUGGAAUUAUUUCAUCUAAUUCUUUCCCUUCCACAACACCUUCAUCAUUAUUGUCAACAACAAUGAUAUUCACAAAUCCUUCAUAUGUGACAACAUCUGAAUCAUUUCGAAAUUUUCCUUCAGGAAUAUUAGAAUCAAAUACAUGGAAUACAAACUAUUUACAUUUAACAGAACAUAAAGAUAAUUUAUUAAGAUUUAGUAAAGAUAACAAAGAAAUUGAACAUCAUCAUGAUCAUUUAACUAUUCAAUGUCCCAAUAAUAGUAAACUAACAAAUGAACACUCUAAAGAAUGUAUCAAUAGAAAAAUUGACACUGAAAUUAAUAUCAAUAACAAAAUUAUUGAUGAUAAUGGUGACGUUGGUGGUGAUAAUGAUGAUGAUGAUGAUGAUGACGACGAUGACAAUGAAGACGAUGAUGAGGAUGAUGAAGAUGUUGGUGAUGAUGAUGAUAAUGUUAAUGAUGAAGAAGUAAUAAAUCGUUCUGACAAUCCAAAUAAACCAUUUUCUAUAGAUCAUUUAAUGCAUUUUCAAAAUCCUGAUUUAGAUAUAACAAAUACAACAAAUACAUUAUUACAAUAUGCUACAAAAACAGAUAUAUCUGUAUUUGAUAAAUUAAGAUCUUCAACAAUAUCUAUCAAUGGUAGGUGAGACAUUUCAACAUCCUUAAAGAGUUAUAGUGAGGGAGAUGAGCAAAAUAUUCAUGAAUUUCCAAUAAUAGUUCAUUCCCAAAAACAGCAACAACAACAACAACAACAAUCGUUUCAAAGUCAAAAAUCUUUUAUUAUGACAUAAUACAGAAAAAAAGAAGAAAAUUAUAAACAAAAUGUUCUUAUCUAUUGAAUCUUCAAAUUUAUUGAUUAAAAGAAAAAAUAAAAGAAAAAAAGAAGAAAGAAAACUCUUUCGAAAAAACCGAAUCAAUAAUAACAUUU